Molecule: messenger RNA, 884 nt
Organism: Klebsormidium nitens
Lineage: Eukaryota; Viridiplantae; Streptophyta; Klebsormidiophyceae; Klebsormidiales; Klebsormidiaceae
Source: the annotation of a GenBank genome assembly
CGACGAUGGCUGAUCCUUACGAUUGCUCCGCCUUCUUCGACGAACUGAACGCCGCCAUUCCCGAUCAGCGCGCUCACCCGAGCGAGAAGCAGAAAUCCAUAUUACACCUGAAUGGCGUCCGCCCAUCCGAGUACAGUGACGGCUUCAACAAUCACGCGGAAAUGAACCAGUUCGUCACGUCCAAGAUCAAUGAUGGCAAAUCUGUCCAGGAGCGUACCGGAUCUCAGCCUAUGGACGGCGUGCUCAAAGAAAUCGUCGACGACUGGGAUGUACAUAUGGACUUGGACUUGCUGAGCAAGAAGGACUCGUACACGCUACUCAAGCGUCACAGCGGAGGAGCUAUGAUCAAGGACCUGUCGAAACUGUAUAGGGAGUUCGGCAUCUCCCCCGCGAAGCUGCGCCCGCUUAGCGAGAACAAGGCGACAGCGAUCGUCAAACAGCUCAGCGAGGCCCCGAAGCCCCCCCAAGGCAACUACGAGCCUCUCUUUGACAACAUAGAAGGUUCUAUCCGCGAGGACCGCGUGCAUCUGAGCUCGCGUCAGAAGCACAUGAUGAGUCUGAACGGCGUCAUGCCAGCGGAAUUCAGCGCCGGGUUCUCAGGGACAGGAGCUGCCCACACGUUCGUCGACGCGAAGAUGCAGCAGGCGCAGGCCUUCGCGGAAGAGCAUGGAACUCGUCCGGCCGACGGUGUUACCAAGGAGCUGCUGCUGCGCUGGGGAGUCAACUUCGAUCCGGCGACGCUGACGAAAGACGACAUGUACAAGCUGCUGCAGCGCACCAGCGGGGGCGCGCGCGUUAUACAGUAUCAAGAACUGGUACUCGACUUCGGCAUCGCACCUGAGAAGCUCCGUGUACUGAGCGAGGCAAAGGUAACUUCCUUCUGA